This is a messenger RNA of Gallus gallus (chicken), 907 nucleotides long. RefSeq names its product SNAP associated protein (gene SNAPIN). Gene Ontology annotation, cellular component: synaptic vesicle; BLOC-1 complex; BORC complex. The record is from RefSeq and is a predicted model, not a curated record. Gene Ontology annotation, biological process: regulation of synaptic vesicle exocytosis; lysosome localization; intracellular protein transport. The coding region runs from base 22 to 402 and encodes 126 amino acids. Lineage: Eukaryota; Metazoa; Chordata; Aves; Galliformes; Phasianidae. Gene Ontology annotation, molecular function: SNARE binding. The transcript is spliced from 4 exons.
ACGCGCUGCGGCGGCGCCAAGAUGGCGGCGGGGAGCGGCGGGCCGGCGGCGCGGGAGCUGUUCGCUGAGGGGCUGCUGCAGUUCCUGCGGCCCGCCGUGCGGCAGCUGGACGGACACGUGCAUGCGGUCAGGGAGAGCCAAGUGGAGCUGCGGGAGCACAUCGACAGCCUGGCUACAGAGCUGUGCCGCAUCAAUGAGGACCAGAAAGUGGCGCUCGACCUCGACCCCUACGUGAAGAAGCUGCUGAACGCCCGGCGCAGGGUGGUGCUGGUCAAUAACAUCCUGCAGAACGCCCAGGAGCGGCUGCGGCGGCUGAACCACAGCGUGGCCAAGGAGACGAUGCGUAGGAGGGCUAUGCUGGAGGCAGCAGGCGGAUACCCCCAGGGUCUGCCCAGCAAGUGAGCCCCACUGCAGCACCCAACCGGACCCACAACCGCCCCCGGGAGCUGGGAUGGAGCAGGAGAAGCUCUGAGUUGGGGAGGUGCAACCCUGGGAGCCCCGUGUUGGCAGCACAGGAGGGUUGAGGAGCCCUGCACUGCAGCGUGCGGCGCAUCAGCUGCAGCAUAAGGAACUGGGGGGCUCUGUUGUGUUUUGAGGUUUGUAGGCACUGUAAUAAAAGGGACUGUGUGUUGCUUCUGGACUGGUGAGGCAGUGUGUGUCAGACACAGCCUUACAGGGUGUGCCUCAGUGGAAGCAGAGCCAGGCAGUGGCUGCCAGUGCAAACGUGGGGGGUAUUAAUCACCCCCAGGUGGAGCUUUUCAAGGUUAAGACCCCCCUCCGGGUACCACAGCUUUAACCCCUUUCUGUAGCGUGCACCUCCCCCCCCUCCCAAAACACAUAGAACUCACUCAAAAGGGAGAAUACUUUAAUGUGAACCUAUAAAAACAAAUACAAGGGACGAAUUGCA